Paraphaeosphaeria sporulosa is the source of this 363-nucleotide messenger RNA. RefSeq lists its product as uncharacterized. The transcript is spliced from 3 exons. Lineage: Eukaryota; Fungi; Ascomycota; Dothideomycetes; Pleosporales; Didymosphaeriaceae. The record is from RefSeq and is a predicted model, not a curated record. The coding region runs from base 55 to 291 and encodes 78 amino acids.
CGUAGAGUUAGCACCUCGUUCCAUCUAACAACAAUCAACUUCUCGCCAACCAACAUGCAUUUUACGUCCUUGGUCGUCGUUCUGCUUUCCGUGGUAGUCAACCUUGCAAGGGGCCAGCGCUAUCUCGACGGCUCUUGCAAUACCACAGCUGCUAACGACUGUGGUGGCCGUGGUUACUGCGCCGUCCCCGGUUCCGACGUUUUCGACCAUGUUUGCUGCGUUGCCGACUGCGAAGCGGCUGGAAACGACUGUAUCGUGGAUACCGAGCUCGUCGAUGCGACAUGUUAUUAGUUCUAUUGUGGAAAGGCGACUGCGCAUGUUGAAGUCGGAAAAGUGUGCACGGUGGUUCUAGCGGGUGGAAGG